Mercenaria mercenaria is the source of this 2725-nucleotide messenger RNA. Its product is annotated as glucose dehydrogenase [FAD, quinone]-like. The transcript has a single exon. Bases 267 to 2078 code for a protein of 603 amino acids. The record is from RefSeq and is a predicted model, not a curated record. Lineage: Eukaryota; Metazoa; Mollusca; Bivalvia; Venerida; Veneridae. Gene Ontology annotation, molecular function: flavin adenine dinucleotide binding; oxidoreductase activity, acting on CH-OH group of donors.
AUUACCUUACCCUACCUCUCUUUGGUUUUUACUUCUUCACUCGCGGCUCUCGUGAUCGUUCGUUCUUAUUUAAUAAAGGUUAUUAUAUCUGAAUAAAUCAGUUCAAUAUUUAGUUCGUGCUGAUAUGACAAAAAAUGUAAACUUUAAGUCACUUAUAUCGUGGACAUAUAUAUACACAGUGUGUAUUUAGACUGAACAAAAUUGUGAUCAGGGAAGUACAAAAAAAUAUCCAGAAUUUGAGUUAAACCUGUCAAGUAUGAUUUAAAAUGGGAAAUUUAAAAACUACAGUUUUGUUUGGAAUAAUAGCUUAUUUGAUUUACUAUGUAAACUUUCCGUCUAAGUCGCUAGUUGUAAAAAAUGUAAACAGCACAUACGAUUACAUCAUUGUAGGGGCCGGUUCAGCCGGUUCCGUUCUAGCCGCAAGGCUUUCUGAAGAUCAACAUGUGAGUGUCCUACUUAUCGAAGCCGGUGGCGAGGAAACAGACAACUCCACCUUCUAUGACGCACCUUUGCUGGCACCACUUUUACAACAUUCUCCGUCUGACUGGGAGUUCUACACAACAUCUCAAACAAAGACUGGUAUGGCAAGUUUGAUUGGUGGAAACAGACAUUACUGGCCUCGUGGAAAAGUUCUAGGAGGAACAAGCAUGUACAAUAAUAUGCAAUAUGUCAGAGGAAGUAAAUAUGACUACGACGAAUGGGCUGAAAAUGGAUGCACAGGUUGGAGUUAUGAUGAUAUACUACCCUACUUUUUGAAGUCAGAAGACUAUUUGGGAGGAGAGCUCGAAGACUCGAAAUACCAUCAUGUUGGUGGACCAUUAGGUGUGAGUCAAGACACUUUUUUCAUAGAUUUGGUGAGACGAUUUAUAAAAGCUGGUAAAGACUUGGGAUACGUAGAAAACGAUGAUUAUAAUGGCGAGAGUCAACUGGGUUUUGGAAUCAGCCAAAUCUCCGUGAGGAAUGGAGUUCGAGCAAGUACUGUUAAGGAAUUUCUGCGCCCGGCUUUGACACGCAGUAAUUUACACGUUGCUGUUAACUCACAUGUAACGAAAGUCAACAUAGAACAGAAAACCGCCACAGGUGUGACAUUCGUUCAAGAUGGAGUUAAGAAAAUUGCAAAGGCAAGGAAAGAAGUAAUUUUAUCUGCAGGUGCGAUUGGUUCACCACAUAUCCUUAUGUUGUCAGGAAUAGGUCCAAAGAAACAUUUGGACAGUUUGAAUAUAAAUGUAAUUAAAGAUCUGCCUGUGGGUAAGAAUUUACAAGACCAUCUUUUUAUACUCUACCCGUCAGAUGUCAAUAAAACAUUAGAAGUCCUUCGAAAGUCACAAGUUGAAAGUGUUUUACCAAUUGUUAAAUACUUGUUAUUUAAAACGGGUUCUUUAUCAACUACUGGUCUUAUUGGAACAGCGUUUAUCAAGUCCGAAGAACAGCUUAAAAAGUAUCCAGAUAUUCAGUUUCACAUUGGUGCAGGACAACCUAAUUUAGAACAUUUUAAAAUUAAUGGAACAUUUCUAAGAAAUGUGUACAACAAAGAGCUUAAGGAAGGUUUCACCCUGAUCCCAAUACUAUUGCAUCCUAGGAGCCGUGGAACGAUAACAUUAAAAAGUUCCGAUCCGUUUGAUUACCCAGAUAUUGACCCGAAUUAUUUAGACCAUAGGGAAGACAUGGAAGUUUUCAAAAGAGCAAUAAAGAUAUCGGAAAAGUUACUUGAGACGGACACUUUUAAACAAAUAGGAGCGAAUUCCGACAGGUUUAAGAAUGCUGAUUUCUGUACAAUGCAUGAAUAUAAGUCGGAAGAAUUUUAUGAAUGUCUGAUAACGAAUUUAGCUCACACUGUUUAUCAUCCGACAUCAACUUGUAGAAUGGGUUCAUACACAGAUCCUGAAGCUGUCGUUGACCCUGCGUUGAAAGUGAAGGGAAUAGAAGGCCUUCGAGUGUUAGACGCUUCUAUAAUGCCUAAUAUUAUUUCUGGGAAUACUAAUGCACCAGUUAUUAUGAUAGCAGAAAAGGCCGCUGAUAUAAUUCGUGGAACUGACACUGUCAGUAACAUACGAACGCAUUUAAAAGGUCAAAAAUAAACGAAAAUACCAUGAGUAGUGGAACUCUUUGAUUUUUUUCACAUAGAAUAAUUCAAAUCAAUGUGUUUGUGAGAUUUAUUUGUGAAAUAGUUAAUUAGUAAAACUUAACACGUGUUUGUGCCAGCAGUUCUACAAAGUUAAAAUAAUUUAGUGUAAGGUAGAACAAUAGAUAAGGCCAACUAAGUGCAUACUUGUUCUUAUGUGUAAUGUGAACGAUAGAAACAGAGGUUUUAAAGGCGUACGCUAGAAUUCCUUGUAUACAUAUGCGUUGGGUGGAAUUUUUCCCAAUAAUAGAAUUUCUUCAAAUUUUGGAUAUCUAAGGGCAAUCAUCUAAGAAACAAAAAAUAUGCAAUAAAAUCAUAGGUCACCGGUAUCUAAAAGGAGUUAUCUGCCCUUGAAAACGUCAAUUUUGAGGGAAAUGUUUUCAGGGGCAGAUAACUCAUUUUCGAUACCGGUGACCUAUGAUUUUUAUUGCAUAUUUUUAUUUCUUAGAUGAUUGUCCCUCAAUAUCCAAAGUUUGAGGAAAUUCUGUUAUUGGAACAUUUUCGCCCCGAAUUCUAGCAUACGUCCUUAAGUGUCGUACAGAUACACUUUGAAUCAUUAUCAUUGACAUAUUGUUUUAUUAAACAGACAAAGUAUUUAUUCUA